Molecule: messenger RNA, 1074 nt
Organism: Selaginella moellendorffii
Lineage: Eukaryota; Viridiplantae; Streptophyta; Lycopodiopsida; Selaginellales; Selaginellaceae
Product: probable indole-3-acetic acid-amido synthetase GH3.1
Exons: 2
Coding region: 1-1074 (357 amino acids)
Cellular component (GO): cytoplasm
Molecular function (GO): acid-amino acid ligase activity
Source: RefSeq, a predicted model, not a curated record
AUGUACGCAUACAGUAUCUGUGAGGCUCUCCGGCUGUUCCAGAACGAGUACUGGGAAGAGCUUUGCAACGACAUAAGAACCGCCAGCCUGAGCAAAACAAAAGUCACGGAUCCAAAGCUGAGGAAAGCGUUUGAAAGAGCUGGAGUUUUUCGCAGCAAAUGUGGCAACGCAAUGGAAGCCGACAAAAUCUUCAAGAUCUGCAGCAACGAAUCGUGGUCUGGAAUUCUUCCGCUGUUGUUCCCCAAAGCGAAGCUCGUGUCAGCGGUGGUAACGGGCGCGAUGACACACUACGUUCCGACGUUAAGCUUCUAUGCCGGGGAUCAGCUUCCUAUCGUUGGGCAGGGUUUCUUCUCGUCCGAGGGAGGCAUCGGGAUCAACAUCGAUCCUCUUUCUCCUCCAGAGGGCGUCAUCUAUACUGUCACACCCCGAUCUCUUUACUACGAGUUUCUUCCACUUGGUGCUACUGAAGCUCUAAGCAUGCAUGAAGUGGUUAUUGGGGAGCUGUAUGAGAUUCUCGUGACAAACUUUGCAGGUCUUUACCGCUGCCGGAUGGGCGACGUUGUGCAAAUAACAAGCUUUUUCCAUGGCGCUCCUCAGAUGGCUUACCAUCACCGCAAGAACGCAGUGAUGUGCAUAAACAACGAGACUGUGGACGAGCAAAUGCUACAAAACGUGGUGAACAAGGUCUCAAAGGAUGCCGGAGUUGAAGUGUUGGACUUCAUGAUCUAUGGCGAUCCAGUUGCCGUUCCUCCUUCCUACACGAUCUUCUGGGAGCUCGGGAAUGCCAAAGACUACUCCAAAACUCAAGUCUUGGAGCAGUGCUGUGCCAACGUACUUAAGUCUUUCAAUCCAGAGCAUACGAGAAAAGGCACGGACGGGCUGAUCGAUUCGUUCGAGCUGGUGAUUGUCAAGAAAGGAACGUUUGAGAGGCUGAUGGAGGAGGCUGUCAAGAACGGCGCGUCUCCAGCUCAGUACAAGACCCCUCGCUGCGUCGCGUCCUCGAGAAUAUUGGAAGCUCUCAACUCUGGACGCGUUCACAGCUACAAGAGCUCUGCAAUGUCGAAAGUCAACUAG